AUGCUUUUUGAAGACCAGCAGACACAGCGGCGCAUGAUGAACUAUGUAGGGUGGCGCGUGGUUCAUCACUUCAUGCGGCACGCUGGUACUAGCUUUCGAGACUUGACCGAGGCUUUCAUGACGGCGAGGCUGAAGGAAGAAAGGUUCCCUUACGAGAGAAGCUGUCUGAGAGACGUCAACGAUGUGAUGUCUUUCGCUGUGGGGCGUGUCUUCGCUGAGACAGUGUUGUCACAGGACCAUUUUGACUUUGCUGCACGGACAGUGAACGCUCUCAUCAAAGGUUUCCAAGUCGUACUUAAAGAGUUUCAGUGGGCUCCCCUAGACGUGCAGUCCAAGUUUUCGAGAAUGGAAUACCUCGUCAGCUACCCAGAGUGGAUAAAGAAUUUCUCUAGACUAAACGCCUAUUAUGACAGUGUACGGACAAGGGGAUCGUACUUCGAGCGGUACAUCAGCGCCUCGCGGAAUCGGUAUCAGCGUUACCUCUCUGCACCUCCGAUGAUGCCGUACAUGCAUCGCAGGCUUGCAGAGUUCAUCUUCCCCUCCCGGGUAGUGGACCUCGAGCGGCGCGUGGGGGCUCCGCGGGAGACCAGCUUCUACGACGUCCGCGACAACACGCUCAUCGUACCGGCCGGCGCCAUGCAGCCUCCCUACUACGACACGAGGCGACCGUGGGGCCUCACCUUCGGAGGCCUCGGAACCAUGGUCUCCCGAGAUUUCGUCAACGAAAUGUUCCACACGCCUGAAGGAAUUCUAAAAGACGACAAGCAGAAGACAAUCUUCAAGGACAAGACCCAAUGUCUCCUGGACCACAUCAAGAAGGGAUUGGACCCCAACGCAAAUCCGGACUGCUCGAGCAUCGUCACCGACGUCUUCGCGCUUCGAGUGGCGUACGAGGCGUACCAGAUCUUCGUCGACGGCAGGGACGACGACACGCUUCAGGGCGUCGCUCAAAUGACACCGGACCAGCUUUUCUUCAUUUCGGCCGUGCGUACGCUGUGCACCAGCAUCAGGGAGCAGCACUUUUCUCAAGUCGUGCUCCUGGGCAAGAACGUUAUGGAGAUGGACCUCAUCGACCCAGCAGUAAUGAGCAUGCGAGAGUUCGAGGACGCCUUCGACUGCAAGCAGAAUAACUUCACGUCUGGCGAGAACUUGUUCAACAAGUGCUUCUACCCUCCUCAAGCAUCGUGA
Molecule: messenger RNA, 1188 nt
Organism: Rhipicephalus sanguineus (brown dog tick)
Lineage: Eukaryota; Metazoa; Arthropoda; Arachnida; Ixodida; Ixodidae
Product: neprilysin-4-like
Exons: 1
Coding region: 1-1188 (395 amino acids)
Biological process (GO): protein processing
Cellular component (GO): plasma membrane
Molecular function (GO): metalloendopeptidase activity
Source: RefSeq, a predicted model, not a curated record